This is a messenger RNA of Triplophysa rosa, 1049 nucleotides long. Its product is annotated as C-type lectin domain family 17, member A-like. The coding region runs from base 44 to 916 and encodes 290 amino acids. The transcript has 5 exons. NCBI's taxonomy places the organism in Eukaryota, Metazoa, Chordata, Actinopteri, Cypriniformes, Nemacheilidae. The record is from RefSeq and is a predicted model, not a curated record.
ACACACGAUCGACAUUUACGUGAUCCAUCUCAAGAGACUGAAGAUGUCUGAAAGCAAUUAUGCCAAUGUGAGCAUUGUAAGGGCAAAGGAGACGGACAGAGAAGAUGGAGAGGAGAUGAUCAUCUAUGGGAAUGCAGACAUUAUAAACAGUCAUAAUGUCUGUACAAGAACUAUAGACUCAGACAUCAGGAGAAACCAAACGCCUCAACAAACAGGAAGUGAGUGUGUGAGGAACAGAAGUCCCAGAUCAGUUCUAGUGUGUUUGGUGGUGCUGUGUGUUCUUCUACUGACUGCAGUCAUAGUGCUGUGUGUCCUGAUCUACACAAACAAUCACCAGUUUCACAUCAACUACAAAAACAUCACACAAGACAGAGACCAACUACUAACCAACAACACCAAACUCACAGAAGAGGAAAACCAGCUACUAACUGCGAAAAUAAACUUGACAAAAGAAAGGGAUGGAUUACUAACGCAGAACAACAACCUAACUAAACAAAGAGACCAGUUAAAGAAAGAGAGAAACGCCCACCCAAAGAAUUGUCAUGGAACGGAUAUUUGGCUUUUCCAUGAGUCCAGUUUUUACUUCAUUUCAUCUGAGAAGAAGAGCUGGAGUGAGAGCAGAAGUUACUGUAGAGAGAGAGGAACAAAUCUGGUCAUCAUUAACAACAGAAAGGAACAAGAUUUUGUUAAGAAAAUUUCUGGUACAGAAAGACUCUGGAUUGGUUUGUCUGACAGUGAUGAGGAGGGCAGAUGGAAAUGGGUCGAUGGCAGCACACUGACCUAUAGCUUCUGGAAAUCUGAAGAACCCAACAGAAAUGCAGGUGAUGAAAACUGUGCUGUGUCUGAUUCAUCAGGAUGGGAUGAUUAUGUGUGCACUAAUGCAUUUAAAUUUAUGUGUGAGAAAAAAAUUAGAUGAUACAGUACAAAUGUUUAUUAAGUAAACUGUGGACAUCCAUCUUUUUUCCAUCCCACAAAGUCUAUUUUAUCUACCGUCCAAAGUAUGUUUCCCCAACUUAGAAUAAAAGAUAUUCACCAAUAAAUUAAAUUAA